AUGGCAGCAGCGGAGACUGCCAACCUGCCUCGCACCAAGCUGCCCUUUUACGACAUUACCUUUCGCAACCUCGAGGACGGCCACUACGAGCCCCCUUCUGACUACAACCAAGUGUCCCGCCCUUUGGCCCGGGUCGUGCGAUCCAACGAUGCCCUCCUCCGGGCGUUUGGCACCUUUGUCCUCGCCGUGUCCGACUUGGAAGACGCUGCCUUCAUCGCCGAUGUUGGCGCUGAGCGCCUGUUGGUGACGGCCAAGGGACCCGGUAUCAACGAGCAGCGGCGAUCCUUUUCGUCCGAUAACAUUACCAUUUCCUCCGUGCCCCGCACAUCUACGGUGGCCGAUGGACUGCUCGACUUCGAGAUCCAGGUUAUGCGAUCCGGGAGCGGCGCCAAGGUCCCCAAACAGCUGUCCAGUACUCUGGUCCUCGCCGUGUGCCCGACCGAAGAGGGCAACGUGGCCGAUCUGCAGCUCUUUGUCGACGUCCGCAACGGCCACGCCGAGUCGACAUCUCACCUCCUCGAGCUCGCCGCCCGCUACCUCGCCCCCGAGCCCGCCGCCGAUGCGCCGUCCCUGCAGCAGGCCGCGCCGCUUUCGUGCCGCCAAAACGGCCCGCCCACCAUGAUCAGCCGCCCGCCGCUGCUCAAGAGCGAUCUCAGGCUCUACACCAGCGAGGCGGACUGCCCGGCCCUCCUACACAGUGCCUUUGAGCGCCGCGCGGCCGAGGCUCCUGACAACUCGUGCGUCGAGUACAUUGCCGACGCCGCGGGUGAGAUUGAGAAGUGGACGUUUGGCGAGGUGCACGCCCUGGCCGAUCGCUUGAUGGAGGAGCUGCACAUUCUCGAGGCCAACCUGGCCUGGAACAAGCCGUUCAACGGCCAGCGCAUCGUGCCGCUGUACUUGCCUGGCUGCCCCCAGCUCUAUGCCGGCUACAUGGGCAUCAUGAAGGCUGGCUGUGCCUUUUGCCCGCUCCCCCUGGACGCGCCUCCCGAGCGAGUCCAGGUCAUCCUCGAGGACAUUGAGGCGCCCGUCGUCCUCGGCCUCGGCAGCAAUCCGUUCCCCGGCCUGGCGAUGGAAACCGCCGAGCCGCACGUGGCCGAGUUCCUCGGCAACAUCACCUGGGUCGACAUGGCCAACCUGUCGGUCUGGCGCGCCGACAGGCCCGCCGCGUCUCUUGCGCCGACGCAGCCGCGGGUGCCCAAGGAGGAGGACCUCGCCUACAUCCUCUACACCAGCGGUUCGACCGGCAAGCCCAAGGGCGUCCUGAUCUCGCACAAGUCCGGCUGCUGCGCCAUCGGCGGCCACGACGAGGCCUUUCCGCACCUGGCUGUCGGCCCUGCGCUGCGAUGGCUGCAGUUUGCCAUGCCGACGUUUGACCUGAGCCUGAUUGAGAUCUUUGUGACCAUGGGCAACGCCGGCACGCUGUGCGUGGCCGAGCGCUCGCUCAUGCUGACCGACAUUGAGCGCACCAUCAAGCGCUUCGACGCCAACACCAUCUUCACCGUGCCCAGCCUGGCCACGCUGCUGCGCCCGGCCAAGGUGCCGUCGCUGACGACGCUCGUCGUCGGCGGCGAGCUGCUCAACAGGUACACCAUUGACAGCUUCUCCCACGACGCGCCGCGCGGGCCCGGCGAGCCCCGGCGCCACCUCAUCAACAUUUACGGCCCGACCGAGGCCACCAUGGCCGUGGCGACCGAGGCGUCGGCCGUCACCACCCGCGGCUCCGUCAUCGGCAACUGCCUGCGCUGCGCCGGCAUCAUCAUCGUGGACCCCAACUCGGACGAGCUGGUCGAGACGCCGUCGCCGCUGACCGGCGAGCUCGCCAUCAUCGGCCCCCAGGUCGGCUUCGGCUACCUCAACCGCCCCAAGGAGACCAGCGCCGCGUUCAAGGACGGCAGCCACCUGGGGCUCGGCCCCGUGUACAAGACGGGCGACCGGAGCCGCAUCGUCUGGACCGCCGACGGCAAGCCCAAGGUCGAGAUCCUCGGCCGGCUCAGCAUGGAGCAGGUCAAGCUCAACGGUCGCCGCGUCGAGCUGAGCGAGAUCGAGUCCAGCAUUGCCAAGUCGGAGCUCGUCCGUGAAGUCGCCGCCGUCGUCCUCGGCAAGGCGCAGCUCGUGGCGUACGUCUCGCUCGCCGACACAUCCGACUCGGCCGAGGCCCGCGCGGCCGCCAUUACAGACUGCCGCGACGUCGCGAACCGCACCAUGCCCACCUGGAUGCGGCCCGGCGACUACACGGUCCUGGCAGAGCUCCCGCGCACGGCCAGCGGCAAGGUAGACCGCAAGCUGCUCCAGAAGCGGGCGCAGGACACCUUUGGAGUUUUGGCGCCCGUCCCGGCGUCCGAGGCGCCCGCUGUCGCCGUGGAUUUGGCUAGCGAGGACAGCGUCCGCGCGCUCCUGGUCCAGACAAUCAGCUCCGUCAUUGGCGAGACGGCCGCGUCAAACGACGCCACGACGCCGCUGUACACCUGGGGCAUCGACAGUCUCCAGGGCAUGCGCGUGCUGCAGUCCCUCCGCGAGCACGGGAUUGAGGGUCUCGCGCUCAACGACAUCAUGGUCGGCAACAGCCUCGGCGCCCUCGCCAAGCGCGUCGUCGAGCUGCACCACGCGGUGGCGGACCCAGACGCGGACAUUGACGACAGCCCCAUUAAGAUUGAAGACGAGGAGGAGCUGCUCUUCCUGCCACUCGCCGCCAAGCUCAAGCACUUUGAGGCCGAGUGCCGCCCGCAGUGCGCCAAGGGCCUCGACAUCCCCGUCGACGAGAUUGAGCACGUCCUCCCCUCGACUGGGAUGCAGACGCGCAUGGUCGCCUUCUUCCAGGAGUGCGCCGACGAGAUUGGUCUCACCAAGCCCUACGUUGAGCACUUUCCCUACAAGGUCCCCACCGACCUCUUCGACCUCGACCGGUUCGAGGCCGCCGUGCUGGGCGUACUCGGCGCGCACGACGCCUUCCGCACCGUCACCUGCCCUGUCGAGCACCCGCUCACGCCGUUUGCGCAAGUGGUCCUGCGCCAGACGUCGCCACGGGCCGCGCUGCCCGUCGUGCGCAUCACCUGCUCCGUCUACGACGAGCGACCCGGCAGCCUGUGGACCAAGACGAUUGAGCAGGCGCAAAAGUCGGCGUACGAGGUGCUGCACCUGGACCGGCCGGGCGCCGUCGUCACCUUUGUCUACGACGAGGCGCGCGCGCACUGCGUCAUGGUCUGGUCGCUGUUCCACAUGAUCUACGACGGCAUCAGUCUCGAGGUGCUGCGGCGCGAGAUUGCGCGCGCCUACGCCGACCCGGCCUCCGUCGCCGGCAUCGCGGCCAAGUGCCCGCAGGGCGUGCGCCUGCCCAUCGAGGCGCACUACAGCGGCGACUGGCUCGAGACGAGCCUGUACUGGAUGCGCGAGCGCGCCGGCGCGGGGUGGUUCAAGCUGGGCCCGCGCGCGCUGCCCGUGGGCGGCGGCGAGUACUCGGAGUCGUUCCGCAACGGCGACGUCGCGUGCGAGACGCUCGUCUCGAGCCUGAGCCUCGACGACCUCAAUGAGCUGACGCGCAGGCGCGGCCUCCACUCGUCGCUCGCUGUCACCCAGGCCGCCUACUCGAUGGCGUUGGCGCAGACCGUGGUCAGGCUAGGCGACGCCGACGACGUCGAGGUGCAGUUUGCCACGGUGCUCCACGGCCGCCAGACGCCCGCGUCGCUCGACUGCGUCGCGCUCAUGCUCGAGACGCUGCCCGCGUACAUCAACUACAAGGGUGUCGGGCCCAAGAUGACGCACCGCGAUGUCGUCCGCCACAUGCUCGCCGAGCACGUCGAGCAGAUGCCGCACGCGCAGAUGCCCUGCACCACCGUCGACUUUGCCAGGACGGGUCGCCGCCUCGACAGCUCCAUCAUCCUGCAGGCCUACCCCAAGCCGCCGACCGCGACCGCGACCGCCGCCGCCGCCGUCGACGACCUGCCGGGCUUCAAUCGCGAGGAGAACCUCAUGGUCCCCUGGCAGGAGACCUUUACCGGCUACCCGCUGCUCAUGGAGCUCUGGCAGGGCUUCGACCGCGCCGACGAGAAGCUGCGCAUCCGCUGCUCCUACGUCCCGACCUGGCCCGGCUACGAGUUCAUGUCCAAGGCGUGGGCCCAGGGCCUCAGCGCCGCCCUCGAGGCCAGUCUUGUGCGCAUCCUCGGCGACCCGGAUGCCGAGUUUGACCGUGUGGCCCUUGUCAAGGCUGAUGCUGACGUUGGCGGUGGCGUGCCGGCAGAACCCAUGGACGUUUCUGCCUGA
Molecule: messenger RNA, 4257 nt
Organism: Cordyceps militaris CM01
Lineage: Eukaryota; Fungi; Ascomycota; Sordariomycetes; Hypocreales; Cordycipitaceae
Product: NRPS-like enzyme, putative
Exons: 2
Coding region: 1-4257 (1418 amino acids)
Biological process (GO): amino acid activation for nonribosomal peptide biosynthetic process; secondary metabolite biosynthetic process
Cellular component (GO): cytoplasm
Molecular function (GO): catalytic activity; phosphopantetheine binding
Source: RefSeq, a predicted model, not a curated record